This is a messenger RNA of Eptesicus fuscus (big brown bat), 2385 nucleotides long. RefSeq names its product solute carrier family 35 member D3 (gene SLC35D3). NCBI's taxonomy places the organism in Eukaryota, Metazoa, Chordata, Mammalia, Chiroptera, Vespertilionidae. Gene Ontology annotation, cellular component: Golgi apparatus. The coding region runs from base 169 to 1434 and encodes 421 amino acids. The record is from RefSeq and is a predicted model, not a curated record. The transcript is spliced from 2 exons. Gene Ontology annotation, molecular function: antiporter activity.
GGGAGCUGCCCUCCGCGGCGGAGCCGGCGCCCCCUGCCGUGGGGCCCCCUGCCCUUCGCCCACGGCGCCGGGCUGGUCCCCGCGCCGCCCUCGCCGCGCUCCUCCCGGCUCUCCUCCCCGCUCUCCUCCCGCAGGUCCUCCACCGCCGGGCGCGGCGGAGCGGGCGCGAUGCGGCAGCUGUGCCGGGGCCGCCUGCUGGGCAUCUCGGUGGCCAUCGCGCACGGGGUCUUCUCGGGCUCCCUCAACAUCCUCCUCAAGUUCCUCCUCAGCCGCUACCAGUUCUCCUUCCUGACCCUGGUGCAGUGCCUGACCAGCUCCACGGCGGCGCUGAGCCUGGAGCUGCUGCGGCGCCUCGGGCUCAUCGCGGUGCCCCCCUUCGGCCUGAGCCUGGCGCGCUCCUUCGCGGGGGUCACCGUGCUCUCCACGCUGCAGUCCAGCCUCACGCUCUGGUCGCUGCGCGGCCUCAGCCUGCCCAUGUACGUGGUCUUCAAGCGCUGCCUGCCCCUGGUCACCAUGCUCAUCGGCGUCCUGGUGCUCAAGAACGGCGCGCCCUCGCCGGGGGUGCUCGCCGCCGUGCUCAUCACCACCUGCGGCGCUGCGCUGGCAGGAGCCGGCGACCUGACCGGCGACCCCCUGGGCUACGUGACGGGCGUGCUGGCGGUGCUGGUGCACGCCGCCUACCUGGUGCUCAUCCAGAAGGCGAGCGCCGACACCCGGCACGGGCCGCUCACGGCGCAGUACGCCAUCGCCAUCUCCGCCACCCCGCUGCUGGUCGUCCUCUCCUUCGCCAGCACCGACGCCAUCCACGUCUGGGCCUUCCCCGGCUGGAAGGACCCCACGAUGGUCUGCAUCUUCGUGGCCUGCGUCCUGAUCGGCUGCGCCAUGAACUUCACCACGCUGCACUGCACCUACAUCAACUCGGCCGUGACCACCAGCUUCGUGGGCGUGGUGAAGAGCAUCGCCACCAUCACGGUGGGCAUGGUGGCCUUCAGCGACGUGGCGCCCACCUCGCUCUUCAUUGCCGGCGUCGUGGUGAACACCCUGGGCUCCAUCAUUUACUGUGUGGCCAAAUUCUUGGAGACCAGAAAGCAAAGCAACUACGAGGACCUGGAGACGCAGCCGCAGGGGGAGGAGGCGCAGCCAGGUGGAGACCAGCUGCCUUUUGUCAUGGAGGAGCUGCCGGAGGAGGUAGCUGGCGGGGCCGAAGGUGGAAAGGUAGCAGGUGGCUCCGCUCAGCAUAGGGGGCAAGGGGUGAGGGGCAGCCCCGGAGGAGCCCCGCUGGCGGCUGGUACCUGGCAGAUUGCAGACAGCCCUGAAGAAGCCAGCAGGAGGUCACUCAAGGAUGCUUACCUGGUAGUGUGGCGGUUAGUCAGGGGAACCAAGUAUAUGAAGAAGGAUUAUCUGAUAGAAAACGAGGAGUUACCCAGUCCUUGAAAAGGAAACACAUGUAUGUAUAUAUGUACAUAGAUGCUUAUUUCAUAUCUUAGAGACAACGUAUUUUAAUGAGGGGCUGCCCAGUUUUAUUCUUUGAGGAGCGGGGCAGGGAAGCAAAGAAAGAAUCUGAACCAGACUGACAGCAACAAAAUGAGCACCGGUGUGAAUUAUUUAGCGUCAGUUUACCUGAGGCAUAACAGAGACAAAAGAAUAUGAAGGUGCUCAACAAAAUAAGACAGCCGGCUCAGCUGCAGACUCUUGGCACAUUUUUUUGACAUUAUAACCAUAACCAAAUAUCUGCAUGUACUCAGUCCCUCAACCACCCCCUUCAAAGAUGGAGUGUAGACAUGAUGGCAGCAGGUAAUCAGCUCAAAGAUUACAUCCCAGGGCACAUUUUUGAUGAGAGAACUACAGUUUUUUAUGGCCAGCUGGGCAAAGAGUAUAUUAUUGAAAAGAUAUAUAAAUACACUGAAUUGAUGUUUACUGUUUAUAGUCAUCUGAAAUAACAUGUUUACUCUAACUUACUUCACUUGUUUUUUUAAAAAAAUAAGAGUUCUACUAUUCUAUUAUACCUUGGUAAGAAAUGUCAAAGCUAUUUUGAAAAUGUGAGUUCUUAGCUUUAAUCACCAAGUUUAAUGUUGGCUUUUAGUAAUUACUAUAAAAAUAUUUUAAAAGUUGUUUUGGUUCACUGCUUUGUAAUAUUUAUUAUUGAAUGCCAUGACCUUUUUAAAUACCAGUUUUACUGUGUCCAAUAUUCUUUCAAGCAAAUGCAAUGGCUGAAAUAGAAUUCAGCAUUAAGAAGCCCAAACAGAAGUAAAACCUUCCUAUUAAGCUAGUCCUUGCAAAUCGCAUUGCACAUUCCAAACCUUGUUACAGAAAGAGCAACUGCUAUAUUCACUUGAUAUUUUUCUAUCUUACAUUUGUCGAAAUAAAGUCUGAGUCUAUCUGCUA